AUGUCAAAGAACGUUAUCAUAGACAAUGGUGCUUAUGAAAUAAAAUAUGGUGAAGCUUCAGAUGACAAGCCAAAGCAUAUUCCAAACUGUGUUGUCAGAACAAAUACUGGGCGUGUUUUACUUGGUGAGAAUUUGAGACCCGAAAAGAAAGUCAUAACUGAUUAUUCGGGAAUUCAUUAUCGACGUCCUAUUGAGCACAGUCAGCUUACACAGUGGUCUUUAGAAAAGCAAAUAUGGGAUAAUACAUUCAUGGAAAGUCAUUUCACAGAUAAUUGGCUCGAGGAUUCCAAUCUUAUAUUUUGUGAGUCGCCUUUUACAAUCAGUAAGUUUCAGAAUAUGUCCGAUGAAAUCUUGUUUGAAGAAUACGGAAUUGCCAAUCUCUACCGAUGCUCCUCUGGGUUCUUGACACCAUGGCUGAAUAAUAAUGAACAGAAGAAUGAGAAAAGCCAAAGAAAUUACAAUGAUUUUCAGUUUGUCAUAGACUCUGGAUUCGACUCGACCUGGGUUAUACCAAUGAUAUACGGCUUACCAUACUGGAAAGCAGUGAGAAAGAUGCCUGUUGCAGGAAAGUUUCUUAACGGAUAUAUGCGAGAAAUGAUUUCUUUUAGGCAUUAUAACGUUACCGAUGAGAUGGUGGUGGUAAAUAAUAUCAAAGAAAAGGCAUGCUACGUCAGUCCUAAUUAUGAAAACUCACUUGGCAAAGUGGAAAAGUCAAGAAAUGGGGCGCUGGAUAACAAGAAAAUGGGGGAGAUAUCCAUAAAUUAUGUUCUGCCUGAUUUCAAAACAUCCACCGUUGGAUAUACAUUAACGAAUAGUGAGCUUGCUACCCUUGAAAGAAAAGAAGAAAUUCAAUCUUUGAAACUUUAUGAUGAGCGGUUUGCAAUUCCAGAGCUUCUUUUUCAUCCAGAGCUUAGUGGGGCAUAUAAAGCAGGCUUAAUUACCACAAUUAAGGACUCAUUAAACCAUGUUCCAGAGCUUCUGAGACCAUUAAUGGUAGCUAAUAUGAUUUUGGUUGGUGGGACGUCCAACUUACCUGGUUAUGAAGACAGGUUGGUGAGUGAUUUAAAACAAGAGGUUCCAAUUGAUAAUAAAAUCAUUGUUCGUGACCUCAGUAAUUUCACUAAAGACCAUUCCGAAAUUGGCUGGUUUUCAGGUCGGCAGUUUUUCAAGAGCGGUGCUUUCAGUAAGGUUUGUGUCUCUAAGCAUGAUUAUCAGGAGCUUGGCGUUGAAUACACACAGGAGAAAUUUGGAUAUAAAUUAUAG
Messenger RNA from Brettanomyces bruxellensis, 1263 nucleotides. RefSeq lists its product as uncharacterized. The transcript has a single exon. Gene Ontology annotation, cellular component: Swr1 complex. Bases 1 to 1263 code for a protein of 420 amino acids. Gene Ontology annotation, molecular function: nucleosome binding. The record is from RefSeq and is a predicted model, not a curated record. Lineage: Eukaryota; Fungi; Ascomycota; Pichiomycetes; Pichiales; Pichiaceae.